Messenger RNA from Urocitellus parryii (Arctic ground squirrel), 1776 nucleotides. It is a transcript of the gene Ywhah, whose product is annotated as tyrosine 3-monooxygenase/tryptophan 5-monooxygenase activation protein eta. Lineage: Eukaryota; Metazoa; Chordata; Mammalia; Rodentia; Sciuridae. The record is from RefSeq and is a predicted model, not a curated record.
CCCACCAGGCGGCCGCUUCUCCUCUCUUGGCGGCGUCCGGGGCGCCAGCCACUGCGCGCGGAGCGAGCCAGAGAGAGGGCGCGAGCGGCGGCGCUGCCUGCAGCCUGCAGCUUCUGGCAAGCCGGGGAACCAGUGCGCGUGCGCGGCGGCGGCCUCCGCGGCGACCGGGGAGCGGACGGGCGGGCGAUCGAGCGGUGCGGGGCGCGAGGCGAGGCCGGGCCUAGAGCGACAUGGGGGACCGGGAGCAGCUGCUGCAGCGGGCGCGGCUGGCCGAACAGGCGGAGCGCUACGACGACAUGGCCUCCGCCAUGAAGGCGGUGACAGAGCUGAAUGAACCUCUCUCUAAUGAAGAUCGAAAUCUCCUCUCAGUGGCCUAUAAGAAUGUGGUUGGUGCCCGGCGAUCUUCUUGGAGGGUCAUUAGCAGCAUUGAGCAGAAAACCAUGUCUGAUGGAAAUGAAAAGAAAUUGGAGAAAGUUAAAGCUUACCGGGAGAAGAUUGAGAAGGAGCUGGAGACAGUGUGCAAUGAUGUCUUGGCUCUGCUUGACAAGUUCCUCAUCAAGAACUGCAAUGAUUUCCAGUAUGAGAGCAAGGUGUUUUACCUGAAAAUGAAAGGUGAUUACUACCGCUACUUGGCAGAAGUGGCUUCUGGGGAGAAGAAAAACAGUGUGGUAGAAGCUUCCGAGGCAGCCUACAAGGAGGCCUUUGAAAUCAGCAAAGAGCACAUGCAGCCAACACAUCCCAUUCGGCUGGGCCUGGCCCUCAACUUCUCUGUGUUCUACUACGAGAUCCAGAAUGCACCUGAGCAGGCCUGCCUCUUAGCUAAACAAGCCUUCGAUGAUGCCAUAGCUGAGCUGGACACAUUAAAUGAGGAUUCCUAUAAGGACUCCACACUCAUCAUGCAGUUGCUUCGAGACAACCUCACCCUCUGGACAAGCGACCAGCAGGAUGAAGAAGCAGGAGAAGGCAACUGAAGAUCCUUCAGAUCCCUGGCCCUUCCUUCACCCACCAUUCCCAUCAUCACCAAUUCUUCCUUGCCACAGUCACUAAAUAUCUAGUGCUAAACCUAUCUGUAUUGGCAGCACAGCUACUCAGAUCUGCUCUCCUGUCUCUUGGGAAGCAGUUUCAGAUAAAUCAUCAUGGGCAUUGCUGGACUGAUGGUUGCUUUGAGCCUACAGGAGCUCCCUUUUUGAAUUGUGCAAAGAAGUGUGUUCUGAAUGAGGCAUUUAACUAUGCCUAUUAAUCUAUGGCAAAUCUAGGCAAAAGUAAUUAGGGAGUUUAGAGAGGAGAAUUAGCCAACACAGGCUAUGGUUGAUAUUUAAAACAAGCUGAUAGUGUUUUGUUAAGCAGUACAAUCUUGUGCAUGCAAAAAUGAAUUCAGCCCUUUCACCUCUUUCUUCAGCUAAUGGAAAACUGUUAGGGAAAGCUGAUACAGAGAGACAACUUGCUCCUUUCCAUCAGCUUUAUAAUAAACUUUGAUGUGAGGUUUCAGUAGCACCUUGUUUUGCCUCUUUAAAUUAUGAUGUACACAAACCUUUUAAACGCAAUGCAUCUAAAGUUUUGAUAUGUGUAACUUUCCUUUUUUUUUUUUUUGGUUGCAAUUGUUUAAGAAUCAUGGAUUUAUUUUUUGUAACUCUUUGGCAGUUGUCCUUGUGUAUCUUGACAGCACCAUGUGUGUCAGCCCCAUGUCAAUCAAGACAGGUGAUUAUGAAAUGCCAGACUUAUAAAAUAAAUGUUUUGAAAUUCAAAGGGUAAAUAAAUGCUGCUUUGGGGAUAUUA